Molecule: messenger RNA, 2103 nt
Organism: Parus major (Great Tit)
Lineage: Eukaryota; Metazoa; Chordata; Aves; Passeriformes; Paridae
Gene: CACNB3
Product: calcium voltage-gated channel auxiliary subunit beta 3
Exons: 14
Coding region: 90-1604 (504 amino acids)
Biological process (GO): chemical synaptic transmission; regulation of voltage-gated calcium channel activity; neuromuscular junction development
Cellular component (GO): voltage-gated calcium channel complex
Molecular function (GO): protein binding; high voltage-gated calcium channel activity
Source: RefSeq, a predicted model, not a curated record
GGCGGCGCGGCCCUUCCCCGCGGAGCGCCGCUGUCCGGUGUGGGGCUGCCCCGCCGGGAUCCCCGGGGCUCCGGUGGGUGCCGCCGGGGAUGUCCGCCCCGGCGCAGCCUGACGCUUCCGGCUCCUUCCAGAGCCCCCGGAGGCUCCCGAAGCGCAAGAGCCGCUUCAAGAGGUCGGACGGCAGCACCUCGUCCGACACCACCUCCAGCAUCCUCCGCAGGCAGGGCUCGGCGGACUCCUACACCAGCCGCCCAUCCCUGGACUCCGACGUGUCCCUGGAAGAGGACCGUGAGGGCGCCCGGCGCGAGGUGGAGAGCCAGGCUCAGCAGCAGCUCGAGAGGGCCAAGCACAAACCGGUUGCCUUCGCCGUGCGCACCAAUGUCAGCUACUGCGGGGCGCUGGAUGAGGAGUGCCCAGUGCAGGGAGCCGCCAUCAACUUUGAAGCCAAAGAUUUUCUGCACAUCAAGGAGAAAUACAGCAAUGACUGGUGGAUCGGGCGCCUAGUGAAGGAGGGGGGGGACAUCGCCUUCAUCCCCAGCCCCCAGCGCCUGGAAGCCAUGAGGCUCAAGCAGGAGCAGAAAGCCAGGAGAGCUGGCAAUGCCUCGGGCCUCGGCGACAGUGGGAGCCGGCGAUCGCCUCCCCCCUCCUUAGCCAAGCAGAAGCAGAAGCAGACGCAGCACAUCCCACCCUACGACGUGGUCCCCUCCAUGCGGCCCGUGGUGCUGGUGGGGCCCUCACUGAAAGGAUAUGAGGUCACCGACAUGAUGCAGAAAGCCCUCUUCGACUUCCUCAAGCACAGAUUUGAUGGCAGGAUCUCCAUCACACACAUCACAGCUGACCUGUCCCUGGCCAAGCGCUCCAUCCUCAACAACCUGGGCAAGCAGGCGAUCCUGGAGCGCUCCACCACCCGCUCCAGCAUUGCCGAGGUGCAGAGUGAGAUCGAACGCAUCUUCGAGCUGGCCAAGUCGCUGCAGCUGGUGGUGCUGGACGCUGACACCAUCAACCACCCGGCCCAGCUGGCCAAGACCUCCCUGGCACCCAUCAUCGUUUACGUCAAGGUUUCCUCCCCCAAGGUCCUGCAGCGGCUCAUCAAGUCCAGGGGCAAGUCCCAGGUGAAGCACCUCAAUGUGCAGAUGAUGGCAGCGGACAAGCUGGUGCAGUGUCCCCCGGAGCUCUUUGAUGUGAUCCUGGAUGAGAACCAGCUGGAGGAUGCCUGUGAGCACCUGGCUGAGUACCUGGAGGUUUACUGGCGUGCCACGCACCACCCGCCACACGCCCCCCACGCUGUCCCCUCGCCCACCGGACUCCCCGGCCUGCAGAGCCAGCAGCUGCUGGGGGAGCGGGGCGAGCACUCGCCGCUGGAGCACGACAGCCUGAUGCCAUCGGAUGAGGCGGGGGACACCUCGCCCCAGCACUGGGGAGCCACAUCCCAGCGCAGCUCGCGGCACCUGGAGGAGGAGGAGGAGUACGGAGACCCCUACCCCGACCUGUACCAGCCCCACCGGCACCACGGCAGCGGUCCCGGCACGCCGGAGCGCCCGAGCGAGCGCAACCACGACAGGAACUGGCAGCGCAGCCGGCCCUGGGCCAAGGACAGCUAUUAGGAGUGGGGAGGGGGGGGCACGGCUGGGAACCGGCCCCCCCAAACCCCGGGCGCUCCCCGCCUCGCCCCAGCCCCGCGCUGGGGGUGCUCAGACAAUCGAACUCCGCACCGGCAGCUUCCUCUCGCCCGGCCCCGGGCAGUUUUCAGCCAUAAGCACAGCGGUGGGGGGGGCCCGGCGGCCAGGAUGCCCCCUGGGACUCCCCGCCGAAGUUCUGGGGAACCUGGGGACAGACAGACACAUGCCUUCGCCCUGCCUCAGUGUCCCCCCCCGGGCCCUGCAUCACAGGCUGGCUCAUUCUCCGCAGAGCAGCUGCCAUGGAGAGUGGGUGCCCCCCCCAAAAAAAGGGGAGGUAAGGACGGGGGGCAGUUGUAGCAGCAUCCCCCACCCCGCGCAGACCCGAGGAAGAGAGGGAAGGUGCCUGCUCACCCCCGGGACCCGGCCUGCCCCCUCCCCACCCCUGCAUGGGACCCCUGGGAGGAGUGGGUCACACCACUCGCUU